AUGGCCAUCUCAAUUGCCGACGCACCAGGCCCAUUCUUGUACCCAUUCUUCCUCAUGCCUGACCUCAAGGCCGCUCCCCCGGUCAGGCACAGCUUGUUCCACCGCCUUGGACUUCGUAGCUGGCUGGGGAGGGACGGCGAAGGCAUCGAAUCUCACUCUCAGUUCAUUGCUCGAGAAUUGAGCCGCCAGCGCCUAGCGGGUCUUCCUUCUUCAAGUGCAAAGCGUGUUCACGAUGAUGUUGAAAACGACGUCAACUACGAUGAUGAUAUCGACGGUGUCACUUCCGUGGCAGACAGUGAGCAACUAGGGAGCUCACUCCCUCAGCCCAGUCCGUCGAACGUCACCGUCGGUUUACCUAGAGCCCCAACCUUUAAACGACAGAAUUCGGAGCGCCGCGACCACCUCACACCUUCGGAGUCUGGUCUAGGCCACAGACGGGCCUACUCUGCCGACCGUCAGGGAGACAUCGGACCAUGUAGAACGAACUCCCCACUCCCGCCUUAUUCUCCCCGGAACUCUGUGCCAGAUUUACCCACGAAGAACUAUGAUAUAUCUGCUCAGGCGUCUCCCACUUUGAUUAACGACGAACCGUCCCCACUUCAGCAGGACCCUGAACAGGGGCAAGGACAACCCCAAACUGAUUUAGCUUCGGAAUAUGGACCUCCCUCUGAAGGCACUAUCGAUAACGAACUAGAAGCGGAACUUGACAAGAAAUGGAUCCUUAACCUUAGUAUGAGGUUCAGGGACAAAUCUGACCGUGAAAAGUUUUUCAUUACUUACGCUGAGGCCCCGAACAGAUGGCGAAAGGUCACCGUGUCCUGUGAUUACCGUAAUGCCGAACCCGACUCGCUAGAAUCUGAUCUGAAAAAACUGCAAUACCACCGUGAAAAAAAUGCCCAUAUAUACGAAUCCAUCCGCGAGUCUAUCGAUGAGAUUCAGUUCUAUGACACUGUCACCAACCUCAAACUGGAAACUCGAGAUGGCCGUCUCCAUGUUCAUGUUACCGAGGAUGUGAACGAAGUCAUCAUUUUCCCUCCAAUCUCCAGCGUCGAAUAUCUCAACCCCCUGUUUAUCCCUGAAAGCGAACUAGACUUUGAUUCCCAUUUAUCUGGUUUUGUUUACCGAGUGAAGUACCAUGGAAAGGACUACGUGAAGAAAGAAAUCACUGGCCCCGACACCGUCGAGGAAUUUUUAUACGAAAUCAACGCCCUUCAUGCCCUUCUCGACUCUACCAACGUUAUCAAUUUUAGAGCAAUCGUUGUCGAUGACUCCGGAACCUUGGUUAAAGGACUUUUGAUAGAUUAUGCGGAACAGGGUGCCUUGGCCGACUUGUUUUACGACUUUAAAGGUGAACUGUCUUGGAAAAGGAGAGAACGCUGGGCGAAACAGAUCAUCAAGGGCCUCGGGGAUAUUCACGAAGCUGGCUUUGUCCAGGGAGACUUUACCGUAUCCAACGUUGUCGUGGAUGAGCACGAUGACGCAAAAAUAAUCGAUAUCAACCGCCGAGGCUGCCCGAUUGGAUGGGAACCACCAGAGUUUGCCAAAAAGUUGGAAAGUAAACAAAGAAUAUCCAUGUACAUUGGUGUGAAAUCGGAUCUUUAUCAACUUGGGAUGACGCUUUGGGGCCUUGCCAUGGAAGAAGAUGAACCAGGAAGGCAGCCUCGACCUCUCCUCAUCCCGGAGGAUAUGAAGAUCCCGGCUUAUUUCAGGAGAAUAGUUGACAUUUGUCUCAGCGAAAGACCACAGGGCCGUUUAUCCGCUAAGGACCUCCUCGCCUUGUUUGAUGAUCAAGAAGAGGAAGAUGAUUUCCCUGUUCCUGGAGCCGAGAUACCCCGAUACGCCCCCAUGCAGAAUCUCAACGGUGUGUAUCCGGGACACCCCCACACCAAUUACAACUACCAACUAAACUCAAUGUACAUGGACCAACACCCCAAGAGUAUGCACUAUGCCCCUGUGCCCACGGGAGAUCGCCUCCGCUACCAACACAUAGGAGUUGAGCCUGUGAUAAUGCCGCCGUCGAGGAAUAGCCCUGAUUUCCACUGUGUGAACAACAACUUACAAACCGCUCACCAUCAUGGCGAACAUGGCAUUCCCGAAUCUCCCCAUGCACUUGAUCAUAAUGGACAGUUUCUACCACCUGGAGGUCACUGGGCGAAUGGACACCAUCCAGUACCUUACUAUAAUCCUGCCUUUGUUAGACCUGCUCUAGCUUCGCACCAUGCCACUCUGGGGUUAUCCGAACUGGAGCUCUUGGAUCGCCAGGAUAGAGAGACGGAAUCUGACCCUCGAUUCGACGAUUUUGGGCCUACUGACCUCCCGCCGCAUUCUGAAAGUGGAUACACCAUUGACGAAGAUUAUGUCCAUGAACUGCAAGGCCAUGAUGAAACCGAACCCUCGUACCUAGUGGAUGACCAUUAUCCAGCACCUAAUCAAGCCCAUAUUCCCCUCGAUUCUCUCCCUACCCCUGAAGAUCAUGACGAACCCCAGCUGGAUUACCUUGAUGAGGUUACGGACGCCAAUCAGGCAGAUUCGCUAAAUGGCCAGGAAGAAAAUAGUUAUGCUGAGCCAGUGUUUGAUCUUGAGGAUCUUUCAGCUUCUCAACUACCAAUCAAUCCGGACUUCAUGAAGACCGCCAAUCCCGACCUGCCUACAUUUGCGGGUUACGACUAUUUUGAUAUCUCCCCAUCUGAAACUCCAUUAGAAUUGCCAGUUUCCAACGAUACCCUCCUCACCUCUGGUUUACCGAUCAACCCUCGACACAGUGUGCCCGAGUUCAAACCCAUGUCCUUGAAUAAGUAUGGCGAUGAUGAUUUCUUAUCUUCAAACUUGCCGAUUAAUCCGGCUUAUAUCGAUCCUUUAGACCGUGACAUCUCUCCACGCGAUCGAAUCAAGGAGGUCUCUCGCGACGACACAGGCUCCGCUAUACCCGGACUCCAGGUCACAUUUCAAGGUGAUCUCUUCCGUUCAGCGCUCCCUAUCAACCCCUGCCACAGUACGCAAGCGUUUGAAAAUUACAGGAAUACACCAUCGCGUCCUGAUCAGUUGCCAAAAAACCUUGGUACUCCUAAACUAGAAUACAUUUCUAAGCGAAAGAUAUCUAAAAAUACAAACAUUGGUACCCUUGCGUCUUCUGAUGCUUCGCGCGUUACCUCUAACGAUCUACUCACGUCUUUGCUGCCGAUUAAUCCACAAUUUUGCUGCCAGGAUCUCAGCGCUCCCCUGUCAUACAAUGACCUUUUUACAUCUACUCUACCGAUUAAUCCUCGCUAUAAAGGCCAAGAUAUCAGACACCUGAGGAACUUGGGUUGUCAUGUCCGCCCUCGUUCCAGCGCAAAACACCCUCCCGCUAUCCCAGAGCCUCUUCGCCAAAUACCCCCACAGCAACAGUCUUCCGCCUCAUCUCGGGAUGACCUUUUUCUCUCAAUUUUACCAAUAAACCCUCAACGCCAAGAUCCGCAACCCGAAAUUUUCACUAUCUCCGUUUCUGAAGGGGCCAACGGUGAUCUUUUGUCGUCAAAGCUGCCAAUUAAUCCGGCCUUCUCUCACCCAACGACUUUGCGGAGAAUGAUACCUAGCUCCCAGAAGCUAAACAAGGCAACUACAAAUACCCCUCCUACUGAACUGUUUACGUCAGUACUACCUAUCAACCCGGCUGCUCGCAUUUGA
Messenger RNA from Nannizzia gypsea CBS 118893, 3666 nucleotides. RefSeq names its product TKL protein kinase. Lineage: Eukaryota; Fungi; Ascomycota; Eurotiomycetes; Onygenales; Arthrodermataceae. Gene Ontology annotation, molecular function: protein kinase activity; ATP binding. Gene Ontology annotation, cellular component: cytoplasm. The coding region runs from base 1 to 3666 and encodes 1221 amino acids. The transcript has a single exon. The record is from RefSeq and is a predicted model, not a curated record. Gene Ontology annotation, biological process: protein phosphorylation; signal transduction.